Drosophila takahashii is the source of this 845-nucleotide messenger RNA. RefSeq lists its product as uncharacterized. Lineage: Eukaryota; Metazoa; Arthropoda; Insecta; Diptera; Drosophilidae. The record is from RefSeq and is a predicted model, not a curated record.
AAAAUGUCAUUUCUCAUUUGCUUUUCCUGUCAGAAUUAAAAGUUAAAAAUUUUCGAUGCGUGCGUGCCCUUCAAAAGAAUUAACUUUGCAUUUAGACCCCUCCAUCUAUGGAUCAGAGUAAAAAUUUCCUGCAGAACGUGGCCAACAUCGCUGGCCAACUGAAUCUCAGUGAAUUGGAAAGAUCCGCCAUGGCCUACAAGCGACUGUGUCUGGAAUUGGAAUCGCUGAGCAAUCCGGCGACUCCAGCCGAAGAUUCUCCUUCUUCAUCUCCUCCGGCGGCUGCGGUCGCCACUCAGGGACUCCGAGCAAGUGCCUCGGAAUUUGUGCCCCAAGUGCCGCACGGCAGCGAACCAAUUCCGAACGACGUGGAGGAGGAAGAGGAUGAGUACUCUGCGGAUGAGGAUGGCUACGAUGUGGAGCGGACCAUGAGAGCUCCCAAGCCCGCAAUCUAUGGCUUGCGUUUCUAUAAUCACCAUUACGAGACCGAGGAUGUGAGCGAAAAUCACUUGGAGGCGGAAAGGAAGCGGAAGUUCGGUUAUAGAGCACCCAAGUUUCGGCCAAACCAACCGAAUGGGCGGUCAUUAAAGACGGAAACGGGAUCCAUUUCUUCGGCUAAGCCGCCCACCGAAUUGGCCAAAGGACAGCCGCAUUUCAAAGGACCCUAUAUGCCGCUGCUGCAGCACAGGAUUAACAAUGCCGAGGCCUACGGACUCAUCCGGGGUCCCAAUGAGAGAAACAGCCUGCUUUUGGAAGACAUGGUCAAGCAGUUGGCUCGCCUGGACAAAUGUCCCUUCAAUCUCAAUACGCUUUUCCGUGGAAAAGGUCCGCAGAACUCCCCAUCUUAG